UCGACGGAGGGCGCGCACCCUGAAAAAUUCCACACCCGGGUAAGCUCCGCCCUUUGCGCCUUCUCUCCUGCCCCAGGCUCUUCGUAGUCCCCAUCCCAGCAGCCUUUGCGUGAACAAAAUGGCAGCUCCCAUGCUGCGGGGGUUGUCUUGCUUAUCCAGGGCUUUAGGAUCGUGGUCUCGGCAGUCAGUCCUGGUGACUCAGUCCAUAGCUGUAGUUCCAGUGAGAACUAAAAAACGUUUCACACCUCCUCUUUAUGAACCCAAAUACAAAUCAGAAAAGGAGUUUAUAGAACAAUCCCGAAAAGCAGGAGUGGUCAUUCCUCCGGAACGUUUGGAGCGUCCCAUACAUCUGGCUUGUACAGCUGGUAUUUUUGAUGCCUAUGUUCCUCCAGAGGGUGAUGCUCGGGUCUCAUCUCUUUCAAAGGAAGGACUAGCACAGAAAACUGAGCGACUGAAGAAAAACGUGGCAUCACAAUUGUCAAUACGGAAGAUAAGAGAAUAUGAUGCUAAUUUUAAAAUAAAGGACUUCCCUGAAAAAGCUAAGGAUAUCUUCAUUGAAGCUCACCUUUGUCUAAACAACUCAGACCAUGACCGACUUCAUACCUUAGCAACUGAAAACUGUUUUCCGGACAUGGUUGAGGAUCUCAAGUAUAAGACUGUUCGCUGGAGCUUUGUAGAAUCUUUAGAGCCACCCCAAGUGGUUCAGGUUCGCUGUUCAAGUAUGCUGAACCAGAGCAACCUGUAUGGCCAGGUCACCGUCCGCAUGCAUACCCGGCAGACUUUGGCCAUCUAUGACCGGUUUGGCAGAUUGAUGUAUGGACAAGAAGAUGUGCCCAAGGAUGUCCUGGAGUAUGUGGUCUUUGAAAAGCACCUGACAAACCCCUAUGGGAGCUGGAGAAUGCAUGGCAAGAUCAUCCCCUCAUGGGCUCCCCCUAAGGAGCCCAUCCUUAAGACGGUGAUGAUCCCUGGCCCCCAGCUGAAACCCUGGGAAGACUAUGAAGAGCCACAAGGAGAGGCCCAGAAGCUAGUCUGAUGGCAAAAAUAAUUCCUGGAGUAAAGCAGGGGUCAUGAGGUGGCUGGGAGCCAUGACGUCUGGGAGUCUGGGAACUGUAAAGUCACCCAUCUCUAUCAUGCAGUAGAAAGAACUACCUGUGUUCUCUCUUGUUGAGUCUUUUUAGCAGUAUCAUCUUCAGCAACCAUGACUGAUGGCUAAUCCCAGAUAAGUUGCUGCUGUGCAUAGCUAUGGACCCAUUUCUUCUUUUUUAGGUUUUAUAUCUAGCUUCUGGGUCGAGAUGAAAGACAGUAUGUUUCAGAGAACAUCUGAUACCAAUUACUUCUGCAGAAGGGACUGUCAGGAGCAAACCAGCAGAAUUUUCUUAUCACAGGAUAGGGGGCAGAGUUUGAAAUAAAACACUGUCAAAAUGUUGAAUAAAU
Messenger RNA from Pteropus alecto (black flying fox), 1434 nucleotides. RefSeq names its product mitochondrial ribosomal protein L45 (gene MRPL45). The coding region runs from base 119 to 1033 and encodes 304 amino acids. Gene Ontology annotation, cellular component: mitochondrion. NCBI's taxonomy places the organism in Eukaryota, Metazoa, Chordata, Mammalia, Chiroptera, Pteropodidae. The record is from RefSeq and is a predicted model, not a curated record. The transcript has 8 exons.